UGAGGAGGGUUUUCUUGCGGUAGCUUCCGGGAGGCCCUUUUGUUGUUGUCGGCUUGUUCGGGUGGGCUUGUGCCGGGCGCUGGACUUGUAGUUGCCGCGAUGAACCGCCUGUUUGGGAAGUCGAAGCCCAAGGCGCCGCCUCCGAACUUGACGGAUUGUAUUGGCACGGUGGAUAGCAGGGCAGAGUCCAUUGACAAGAAAAUUUCAAGGCUUGAUGCAGAACUGGUGAAGUAUAAAGAUCAAAUGAAGAAAAUGAGGGAGGGACCUGCAAAGAACAUGGUAAAGCAGAAAGCCUUGAGAGUAUUAAAACAGAAGCGAAUGUAUGAAAAUCAGCGUGAUAAUCUUGCCCAGCAGUCAUUCAACAUGGAGCAAGCCAAUUAUACAAUCCAGUCAUUGAAAGAUACGAAAACAACGGUUGAUGCCAUGAAACUGGGAGUGAAGGAAAUGAAAAAGGCUUACAAGCAAGUUAAAAUUGAUCAUAUUGAGGAUCUGCAAGACCAGUUGGAAGAUAUGAUGGAAGAUGCUAGUGAAAUUCAGGAAGCAUUGGGUCGUAGUUAUGGAACCCCAGAAAUUGAUGAAGAUGACUUGGAGGCUGAACUGGAAGCACUGGGUGAUGAACUUCUAGCCGAUGAAGAUAGCUCCUAUCUAGAUGAAGCUGCGUCUGUUCCAUCAAUUCCAGAGGGUGUGCCAACUGAAACUAAAAAUAAAGAUGGUGUGCUGGUGGAUGAAUUUGGACUGCCACAGAUCCCUGCAACAUAACUUCACAAGUUAAUGGGGAAUGCUAUUUUUCAUCUUAUAAACUCCUAAACAAAAGCCUUUGAGGAGUGAUGGGGAUCAUAGUGCUCCAUUAUCACUCAAUAUUACUAUCAUGAAAUAUGGAGUGAACAAUGACUGUUAACUCCUGUUCUAAGAAGAUAUUUUAUUACUAGCUUUUGUAUUAACAAGAAAUUGACACUACUCUUUGCUUCGGUGGAAUCCAUUCAGAACUCCAAAACUCAUCUUCAUCACUAUUUGUAGAAAUAUUGUUGGAAAGUAUUUGGGACUAUUUAUAGUUUCUUUUGAUUUUAUGUUUCUCUGGACAAUAGAAGGCAGUUCUGAUUAUUUAUCUUACAAUAACUUUAUUAUGCUUGCUGUGAUCAUGAACAUUUUCUAAGAAUACUUGUAUGUUGACUUUGUUGCUAAUAUAGCUUCCAUCACCCAUAAGUGUAGCUGCUUAAAAAUGCAUUCAAGAGUUUCUAUAA
Molecule: messenger RNA, 1241 nt
Organism: Pogona vitticeps (central bearded dragon)
Lineage: Eukaryota; Metazoa; Chordata; Lepidosauria; Squamata; Agamidae
Source: RefSeq, a predicted model, not a curated record